UUUCCCUGAGUACGAUCCAGAGGAGGCCAGAACUCCAUGUCCAUCCGCUGGCCGGGCCGCCCCCUCGGAAGCCAUGCCUGGAUACUGAUAGCCAUGUUUCAGCUCGCCGUGGACCUGCCCGCCUGCGAGGCCCUGGGCCCGGGGCCCGAGUUCUGGCUCCUGCCGCGGUCGCCGCCCCGGCCGCCCCGGCUGUGGAGUUUUAGGAGUGGACAGCCAGCGCGGGUCCCGGCCCCCGUGUGGAGUCCCCGGCCGCCCCGCGUGGAGCGGAUCCACGGGCAAAUGCAGAUGCCCCGAGCCAGACGGGCUCACAGGCCCCGGGACCAGGCGGCCGCCCUCGUGCCCAGGGCAGGACUGGCCAAGCCCCCAGCUGCUGCCAAAUCCAACCCUUCUCUCGCCUCCUCAUCCUCGUCCUCGUCCUCGGCGGUGGCCGGUGGGGCCCCGGAGCAGCAGACCCUCCUGAGGAGGGGCAAGAGGCACCUGCAGGGGGACGGUCUCAGCAGCUUCGACUCCAGAGGCAGCCGGCCCACCACAGAGACUGAGUUCAUCGCCUGGGGGCCCACAGGGGAGGAGGAGGCCCUGGAGUCCAACACGUUUCCGGGCGUUUACGGCCCCACCACGGUCUCCAUCCUACAAACACGGAAGACAACUGUGGCCGCCACCACCACCACCACCACGGCCACCCCCAUGAUGCUGCAGACUAAGGGGUUCACCGAGUCCCUGGAUCCCCGGAGAAGGAUCCCAGGUGGGGUUAGCACAACAGAGCCUUCCACCAGUCCCAGCAACAAUGGGGAAGUCACCCAGCCCCCAAGGAUUCUGGGGGAGGCCUCAGGUCUGGCUGUCCAUCAGAUCAUCACCAUCACCGUCUCCCUCAUCAUGGUCAUAGCUGCUCUCAUCACAACUCUUGUCUUAAAAAAUUGCUGUGCCCAAAGCGGGAACACUCGUCGGAACAGCCACCAGCGGAAGACCAACCAGCAGGAAGAGAGCUGCCAGAACCUGACGGACUUCACCUCGGCCCGGGUGCCCAGCAGCCUGGACAUAUUCACGGCCUAUAACGAGACCCUGCAGUGUUCACACGAGUGCGUCAGGGCGUCUGUGCCCGUGUACACCGACGAGACGCUGCACUCGACGACGGGGGAGUACAAAUCCACCUUUAAUGGAAACCGACCCUCCUCUUCUGAUCGGCAUCUUAUUCCUGUGGCCUUCGUGUCUGAGAAAUGGUUUGAAAUCUCCUGCUGACUGGCCGAAGUCUUUUUUACCUCCUGGGGGCAGGGCAGACGCCAUGUGUCUAUUUCAUGGAUUCCGUUGGUGAACCUGUAAAAACAAAACAAACAAAACAAAACAAAAAAGACAAAACCUAAAACUAAGCUAUCUAAGGGGGAGGGUCCCCGCACCUACCACUUCUGUUUGCCGGUGGGAAACUCACAGAGCAGGACGCUCUAGGCCAAAAUCUAUUUUUGUAAAAAUGCUCACGCCUAUGGGUGACUCUGCCUUCUCCCCGAGUUUUCUUUGGAGAACAGAAAGAAGAAACGAAAGAAAGAAACCGGAGGCAGAGAGACGAGGAUACCCAACGAAAGGGACGGGAGGAAGCAUCCGAAACCUAGGAUUCGUCCUACGAUUCUGAACCUGUGCCAAUAAUACCAUUAUGUGCCAUGUACUGACCCGAAAGGCUCGGCCGCAGAGCCGGGGCCCAGCGAAUCACGCGGAGAAAUCUUACAGAAAACAGGGGUGGGAAUCUCUUCCGAUAGAGUCGCUAUUUCUGGUUAAUAUACAUAUAUAAAUAUAUAAAUACAAACACACACACGCACACACUUUUUUUGUACUGUAGCAAUUUUUGAAGAUCUUAACUGUUCCUUUUUAAAAAAAGAAUUGUGUUAUAGGUUA
Molecule: messenger RNA, 1881 nt
Organism: Mandrillus leucophaeus (drill)
Lineage: Eukaryota; Metazoa; Chordata; Mammalia; Primates; Cercopithecidae
Gene: AJAP1
Product: adherens junctions associated protein 1
Exons: 6
Coding region: 37-1236 (399 amino acids)
Cellular component (GO): plasma membrane; cell-cell contact zone; cytoplasmic side of plasma membrane
Molecular function (GO): beta-catenin binding
Source: RefSeq, a predicted model, not a curated record